GGGCGUGCGCGAGCGGGAGCCGUGUCUGAGGCGCGGGGGCUGCUGGGAAGAAGGUUGUCCCGGGGGGCGGCUGAAGCUGAGGCGGCGGGUGCGGCAUCUCUACGUUGCUAAGACACUGGACACCAUUUUUUUCAUAGCAAGGAAAAUCUGAAUUCAUCCAACACUCAGGAUGGGGAAAGAUUAUUAUUCUAUCCUGGGAAUUGAAAAAGGGGCUUCUGACGAGGAUAUCAAAAAGGCUUACAGAAAGCAAGCACUGAAGUGGCAUCCAGAUAAGAACAAAUCUCCCCAUGCAGAGGAAAAAUUCAAAGAGAUUGCAGAAGCUUACGAAGUGCUGAGUGAUCCCAAAAAGAGAGACAUUUAUGAUCAGUUUGGGGAGGAAGGUCUGAAAGGAGGAGCUGGAGGACCUGAUGGGCAGGGUGGCACCUUCCGGUACUCCUUCCAUGGCGAUCCACAUGCUACAUUUGCAGCUUUCUUUGGUGGCACAAAUCCUUUUGAGAUCUUCUUUGGAAGAAGGAUGCCUGGUGGCAGAGAUACUGAAGACAUGGAGGUGGAUGGUGAUCCAUUUGGGUCCUUCACUACUUUUAGUAUGAAUGGUUUUCCAAGGGAAAGGAAUACAGUUGGUAGCCAAUUACGUCGUAAACAAGAUCCCCCUGUAAUCCAUGAACUUAAAGUGUCACUGGAAGAGAUCUAUCAUGGCUGCACAAAAAGGAUGAGAAUUUCACGUAAAAGGCUUAACCCAGAUGGUAGAAGUGUCCGAACAGAGGACAAAAUUCUUACUAUUGAGAUAAAAAGAGGAUGGAAAGAAGGCACCAAAAUCACUUUUCCAAAAGAAGGCGAUGAAACACCUAACACAAUUCCAGCUGAUAUUGUUUUCAUCAUUAAAGAUAAACCUCAUUCUCACUUCAAGAGAGAUGGAUCAAAUAUUAUCUAUCCUGUUAAGAUCAGCCUAAGGGAGGCUUUGUGUGGCAGCUCUAUCAAUGUGCCGACGAUAGAAGGAAGAACCAUACCCAUGACAGUAAAUGAAGUUGUAAAGCCUGGGAUGAGAAGAAGAAUUAUAGGAUAUGGUUUGCCGUUUCCCAAAAAUCCUGACCAACGUGGAGACUUAAUUAUAGAGUUUGAAGUAAUUUUUCCAGAUAACAUUUCUCCAGCAUCAAAAGAAGUACUUAGGCGAAAUCUUCCAGUUUCAUAAAAUGAAGACUGUGUAUGUCAGCUGUUUAAAUAGGACACUGGAAAUACAGAAGACUGGCAAGUCUGUGCUUUGAAAGUGCAAUCUGUAACAACUAAUGGAAUAUUUGUUUCUUUGUUUUGUGGGAUGGGUGGGGGGGGAAAUACUGUAAUGCUGCAUGAGAAAAAAAGGGUUAACUACAAGUCAUAGAGGUGACUUCUGCAGUAAAAUUUAGAGGGAUAACCACUCAUUUUAUUUUACAUCUUCUUAAUCAGAAAAGUUUAUUCAUUAUUUUGCCUAAUGAAAGUCAGUGCAUAUUUCUGAUACAGUACUUGAGUCUUCAAGUACUUUUUCUUAUAUCCCCUACCAUAUCUAUAGCUUUACCCAUUUAUACAGAAAUAAUAGGAAGUAUUAGAAGUGCACAAAUGUAUAAAUAUUUUAAAAGGCAAAACAUGGAAGAUACAAUUUUGGUACGUUGUCUUCCACUGCACAAACCAUAGGCUGGGAAAAUCAGCUAGGGCUCCUGAACUCUCCCCCAGUGGAAUUAAACAAUUUUUUUAUUGCCCCAGAAUGUGAGGACUGCACCAAGAGUCUUAGUAAAGGGCAUGUGGCUUGAGGAACAAGAGUUGCCAUUUGAUAUGGGGAUAGUUCUUCAGCCUUCAGGCAGAACAGCAAGAGAGGAUUCUACAAGUACAUUAACAGCAAAUGGUGAGUGUGCUGUUGAACGGGGCACAGAAACUGGUGACAGAUGACGUGGAGAAGGCUGGGGUACUCACUCAGUACCUUCUUUGCAUCAGCCUCUGCCAAUAAACCAGUUCUCCAGGUGUUCCAGGCCUGUGAGAAUGGCACCUUGGUGGUAGAGGACCAGACUGAAGGGCAAUUAAACUGGAAGUCCAUGAACCUGUGAGGUUGCACUCCUGGUGCUGAGGGAGCUGGCUAAUGCCAUUGCAGAGCCACUCUUAAUUAUCUUUAAAUGGUCAUGGAGGUCUGGAGCUGUUCCAGUAGUCUGGAAAAGAGCAAAUAUCAUUCCUAUUUUUAAGAAAAAAAAAAAAGUUUGGGGAGCUACAGGCCACUCAGCUACACUUUAUUCCUUGGGAAAGGUGAUGGUGAAAAUCCCUUGGAAAGCAUUUCUAAGGACAUGAAGGACAAGAAGGUGAUCAGAAGUAAUCAGCAUAGAUUUACAGUAGGGAAAUUGUGCUUAACCAACCUCACAUCCACUAGCUUUGUGGAUGACAGGAGAAUGUGUUGUUUACCUUGACUUCAGUAGACAACUGACAAAGUACAGGUUAGAAAUAAAUGAACUUACAUGAGCAGGUCUAGCACAGACCCAUGUAUGAGUCUGUGAGAGUUGGAGCUCUUCAGCCUGGGGAAGAAAAAGGCCUGGGGAGGAAUUACCACUGCAUAUAAAUAGCUGAUGGGAGGGAAUGAAGACGAGGAAGCCAGACUGUCCUUAGUAACUCAGUGACAGGACUCGGAAGUAAACAUAGGAUUCCAUCUGAACACAAAGAAACACCUUUUUACUGUGAGAGUGGUCAGAGACUGGAACAAUUUGCCCUGAGAGGUUGAGAAAUCACCAUCCCUGGGUAUACUUAAAACCUGACUGGAUGUGGUCCUGGGCAGCCUGCUUUAGCUGACCAUGCUUGGGCAGGGGUGUUGUACCAUGUAAUCCCAAGAGGUUCCUUCUAGCCUAAAUGAGUCCAUGAGAUUUGAGUUAGCACUUUUCACUAGACAGUGCUGUGGACUAUGUUCUGCAAAUGAAUCUUAUCCUAGAGAUGGAUGAUACUGAUGUGACAGCUUGAAUCCCUAGGGAGCAGGUCCACACUUAAGUGUAAAGGUGCAGAAAGAACACCAUAAAAUCAUAUGGCUAAUGCAGGUAUUUAAAGAUCAUGAUGACGUUAGGUAUGCAUUAUUUUCAAAGGCUGAACUUCACUCCCAUGCAGAAGGAAAAGCCCAGGUCCUAGCUAAAGUAAAGUUUGCUUAAUACACAAAAUAGGAUAGGGGUUGCCCAUAAACUUUCAUAUGCCUAAACUGAGUAAUUUUUAAAAUACAAAUAGGAGUUACUUGUCUUUAGCCUUUUGAUGAUCGUAGAGGUUUGUUUUCCAACCUUAAUGAUUCUGUGAUGCUAGAGUUAAAAGGUGCAUAGAGAAAUGGAGAGCCCUCUGAAAUAAUCUAGUUUUAUAGUAGAGUAAAUAGGGCUGGUUCCCUUGAUUGCAGCAUACUGGUGAGGGAAAUGCCUUGCAGGCAUGCUUUAUUACUUGAGUUUAAAACCAUUAAUACAGUGCUUUAACAAUACUUUCAAAGGGGUUUUUUGUUUUGAUUUGUUUUUUCUCAAGAAAAUAUGUAAGAUUGCUGAUAGCCUUUUGCCUAUGGAAAUGUAGUAGUUACCUGCUAAUAGGUAGCUUAAGAAAUAGCAGUGUUAUCUUCACAUAAGUGACUGUCUGCAGGAAAAGUAAAUCAUAUGGAAGCUGGGAUUUAAUUUACACUGACUUGUUAAUAAGCACAAGAAGAAUCCCAUAUCUCAAAAUAAUAGAACUUCUGGGAGAUACUGUUCAAGUCAGUUUUUCAACUGCAGAUCUCUUCAUACAGUGUCAUUAGUUGUAACCCUAAAUCUACAAGAAACUAAACAUUUGCUGGAGCAGUAUCACAAAGGGAAAAAAUUGCUGCUUAAUGCUUCUGUAUAUUGUUAAUGCUAUAUAUUGUUCAAAAAAUUCCCAUUUCAGUAUUUUCCGUAUUGCAUUUCUUAUGUGGUUUAUAAGUAAAAAGUGUAAAGUUGGUUUUUAACUUUCUUUUAUCUUUUGUUAUGAUGGCAGAUGCUGUAAGUUACACAACUUUGAAAGCUUAUUAUCCUAAAAUACCUGCUUGUCAGUUUAAAAGCUAAUGGAAUUGAGCAUUUUGUAAUCCAGGAUCUUGUAACCAUAGUCCAACUUGUAAAAGAAAAUAAAAAUGCAGCCACUAAGACUAUUUUUUUGUAACCACCUUCAGGUAGCAGGAAUAGUGUUAAAUUGAGGAAUUGCAGUAUUUUGUGUAUUUAGAGGUAUAUAUAUAUAUGUAUAGCAAUCUAAACUUUUCCAGCUGUUUUCAUGCUCAAAAUACAGAGCUAUAGGACUGGUAUGAAAUGCUUGUAUUUCUUUUCUUAUGGAGCAGUAACAAAGUAUAUGUUUCAGAAAAUAGCAUGUGGAAUUAGUUUGAAAUAUGAGAGAGGACAUUAAUAACUAAUCCAGGAUUCACAAAAAUUAAUAUUUUUCUAUUAAAAAUGUGCUUAAAAGAUGUGUUUAAAAAAACUAUUUGAUUAUUUAAUAAAGGCUGUUUUGGAGAAGGAGGCAAGUAUUUUGACAGCUAUCAUAUCUAACUACUGAAAUACAUGGAAAGAAAAUGAUCAUUCAUGAAGUGGGGACAAGAAGGAUAUUUUGGUCUCCUGAAGGUUGCUUAGGUUCGAUAAAGUAAAAGUCAUGGUUACUUUGGAGAAUUUGAUUAAAUAAGUCUGUGAAAA
Molecule: messenger RNA, 4655 nt
Organism: Calypte anna (Anna's hummingbird)
Lineage: Eukaryota; Metazoa; Chordata; Aves; Apodiformes; Trochilidae
Gene: DNAJB4
Product: DnaJ heat shock protein family (Hsp40) member B4
Exons: 4
Coding region: 170-1189 (339 amino acids)
Cellular component (GO): cytosol
Molecular function (GO): protein-folding chaperone binding
Source: RefSeq, a predicted model, not a curated record